AAACCCCGCCUCCCUUUCAGACCGAAACGAACGGAGAUUGUUUUCCUCUCCCUGGGAGCUUUUCACUUUGCAGCCCACCGCUUGAAUUGUUUAUUUUAAAAUCACACGCCACUGGUACGUUGCUAUUACUACAUACUUUGGCAUCUUCCCCGGCCAGAGUCGUGGCGCCUACACCAGAAAUAUCGGAUUAUCAAAACAUCCUUUGGGAUCUUACGUUUGCCAUUUGGGAGAGGGGUCUCUCAGCUCUUCCCAGAAUGAGUUCAUAAUGAAGCGGCGACUGGAGGAUCAGGAAACGGUUUUUGCAUCGCAGCAGCGGCGCCUAGCUGGCAACGCGGAGGCCUUCCAGCAUCGCGUCCUUGCCCCCGCUCCUGCCCCGGCGGUGUAUGAGGCCGCGUCCGACAACAUGCAGCCCACAGCAGGCGUCCAGUACUCCGUCCCCCAGGGAUACCAGGUGUCUCUGCUCUCCCAGGUUUCCAACGUGGCCCAGAACAGCGGCGGCCAUGGGCACGCACCGAACCCCGCCAUCCACGUGGGGUCCCACCACCACGGGCCGGCAGUCCAGUCCCUUGGGCCCUCGGUGAUGUCGGGGCACGGCCACACAGCUGCUCCUCAGGCCUCCGCACAGGGCCAGCAGUUCCAGAGGCUCAAGGUAGAAGAUGCUCUGUCUUACUUGGAUCAAGUGAAACUGCAGUUUGGCAACCAGCCUCAGGUCUACAAUGACUUUCUGGACAUAAUGAAAGAGUUCAAGUCUCAAAGCAUUGACACCCCCGGGGUCAUCAGCAGAGUGUCACAGCUCUUCAAAGGUCAUCCCGACCUCAUCAUGGGCUUCAACACCUUCCUGCCACCCGGCUACAAGAUCGAGGUCCAGAGCGCCGACCUGGUCAACGUGACCACCCCCGGUCAGAUCCACCACAUCACCCCGCAUGGCAUCUCGGUCCAAAACAUCCCCAUAACCGGAGCGGCUACCCUCCAUCCGCCCCAGCUCCCGUCUGCCGCGGCCACCACGGCCCCGCCCCCCCCGACGCAGCCCGCCCCUGCCAAGACGAGCAAGCCUCUUCCGCCCCAGGCAUCGACGCCGAGCAGCCAGAGCAAUCCGUCCAUCCCCGCGUACACCUCUCCUCGCUCCCCGCCCAUGCUGCUCCUGCCGCCGCUCAGCGGGACCCCCACCGGGACCCCCACGGGGCCGCCCAUGCAGAACAACCAGCCGGUGGAGUUCAACCACGCCAUCAACUACGUCAACAAGAUCAAGAACCGCUUCCAGGGCCAGCCCGACAUCUACAAAGCUUUCCUGGAGAUCCUGCACACGUACCAGAAGGAGCAGCGGAAUGCCAAGGAGGCCGGUGGGAACUACACCCCGGCCCUGACGGAGCAGGAGGUGUACGCUCAGGUGGCUCGACUCUUCAAGAACCAGGAGGACCUGCUCUCAGAGUUCGGGCAAUUUCUCCCCGAUGCCAACAGUUCGGUGCUGCUGAGUAAGACCACAGCUGAGAAGGCAGAGUCGGUACGGAACGACCACGGCGGCACUGCCAAGAAGCUGCAGCUCAACAACAAACAGAGGCCCAAUCAGAACGGCUGCCAGAUCCGCCGCCAUCCGGCUCCAGGGACCACGCCCCCUCCCAAGAAGAAGCCCAAGUUAUUGAAUUUGAAAGAUUCCUCCGGGGCGGAGGCCAGCAAGCACGGCAUCGGAACCGAGUCUCUGUUCUUUGAGAAGGUGCGUAAAGCCUUGCGAAGUGCAGAAGCCUACAACAACUUCCUGCGAUGCCUGGUCAUCUUUAAUCAGGAGGUGAUCUCCAGGGCGGAACUAGUUCAGCUGGUGUUGCCCUUUUUAGGGAAAUUCCCGGAGCUGUUCAACUGGUUUAAAAACUUCUUGGGAUAUCGGGAAAUGUCCCACGUCGAAGCGUACCCCAAGGAGAGGGCCACCGAGGGCAUCGCCAUGGAGAUAGACUAUGCUUCCUGCAAGAGACUGGGUUCCAGUUACAGAGCUCUACCCAAAAGCUACCAACACCCCAAGUGCACCGGCAGAACUCCACUUUGUAAAGAGGUCUUAAAUGACACCUGGGUCUCCUUCCCCUCCUGGUCUGAGGACUCUACGUUUGUCAGCUCCAAGAAGACUCAGUACGAGGAGCACAUCUACCGAUGCGAGGACGAGCGCUUUGAGUUGGACGUAGUACUGGAGACCAACCUGGCGACCAUCAGGCUGCUGGAGACGGUACAGCGGAAGUUGUCCCGGAUGUCCGCGGAGGAGCAGGCCAAGUUCUGCUUGGACAACACGCUGGGCGGCUCUUCGGAGGUCGUGCAUCGCAAGGCCAUCCAGAGGAUAUACGGAGACAAGGCGCCCGACAUCAUCGACGGCCUGAAGAAGAACCCGGCGGUCUCUGUCCCCAUCGUGUUGAAGAGGUUAAAGACCAAGGAGGAAGAGUGGCGGGAAGCCCAGCGAGGCUUCAACAAGAUCUGGAGGGAGCAGAACGAGAAGUAUUACCUCAAGUCCCUCGACCACCAAGGCAUCAACUUCAAACAGAACGACACCAAAGUGCUUCGGUCCAAGUCGCUGCUGAACGAAAUCGAAAGCAUUUACGACGAGCGCCAGGAGCAGGCGUCCGAGGAGAACGCGGCGCCGCCCGCCGGCCCCCAGCUGACGCUGGCGCACGAGGACAGCCAGAUCCUGGAGGACGCGGCGGCGCUCAUCAUCCACCACGUCAAGCGGCAGACCGGCAUCCAGAAGGAGGACAAGUACAAGAUCAAACAGAUCAUCUACCACUUCAUCCCCGACAUGCUGUUCUCCCAGCGGGGCGAGCUGUCCGACGUGGAGGAGGAGGACGAGGAGCUGGAGGAGGAGGAAGGGGAGACGGACCUGGAGGGAGGCAUGGCCAAAAAGCACAACGGCGUCCCCGGCGGCGGCGGGAGGAGCCCCUCCAAGUCCAAGCUGCUGUUCAGCAACACGGCGGCGCAGAAGCUGCGCGGCUGCGACGACGCGUACAACCUCUUCUACGUCAACAACAACUGGUACAUCUUCCUGCGGCUGCACCAGACGCUGUGCUCGCGCCUGCUGCGGCUGUACGGCCAGGCGGAGCGGCAGAUCGAGGAGGAGGUCAAGGAGCGGGACUGGGAGAGGGAGGUCCUGGGACUGAAGAAGGAGAAGAACGACAAUCCGGCCGUCCAGCUGAGACUGAAGGAGCCCAUGGACAUCGAGGUGGAGGAUUACUACUCGGCCUUCUUGGAGAUGGUUAGGAAUUUGCUGGAUGGAAAUAUGGAGGCUUCCCAGUAUGAAGACUCCCUGAGGGAAAUGUUCACCAUUCACGCUUACACGGCCUUCACAAUGGACAAGCUCAUCCAAAGCAUCGUCCGGCAGCUCCAGCACAUCGUGAGUGACGAGAUCUGCGUCCAGGUGACGGACCUCUACCUCUCGGAGAGCGCCAGCGGGGCCGGCGGGGGGGCGGCGUCCACCCAGUCCUCGCGGAGCCCCGCGGAGGCCACGUACCAGCGGAGAGCCGAGCAGCUCAUGGCGGAUGAGAACUGCUUCAAGGUGAUGUUUUCAAGGAGCAGGUCGCAGGUGCAGCUCACGGUGGAGCUUCUGGACACCGAGGAGGAGAACUCUGACGAGCCCAUGGAGGCUGAGCGCUGGUCGGAUUAUGUCGGGCGCUACUUGAACCCAGAUUCCACCACCCCGGAGCUAAGGGAGCACCUCGCUCAGAAGCCCGUUUUUCUUCCCAGAGAAAAUAGGGUGAUGUUAAUGGUAAGGAAUUUUAUUUUACUGCAUUACAUCAGACAGUUGCUCAGUAAACCAAACAGCGCUCCUCACACGAGUCCUCGUCACGCUCCUCCCGGUACUCGCUCUCAAUCACGCUUUGUACUUUUUCUGCGCUCGUGGAACAGGAAUCUGAGACGGAUUCGGAAGUACCAGAAGGGCCGCGAGCAGCUGGACAAAGAGGCGCUGGAGGGCGGCAAGAAAUCCCUGGAGAAGGAGAAAAUGGAGUGCAUGUUCAAACUCAACUCCUACAAGAUGGUGUACGUCUUUAAGUCUGAGGAUUACAUGUACAGACGCACCGCCCUGCUGCGAGCUCACCAGUCCCACGAGCGGGUGAGCACGCGGCUGCACAGGCGCUUCCAGGCCUGGGUGGACACGUGGGCCCAGGAGCACGUGACCCGCGACAUGGGCGCCGAGACCAACAAGUGGCUGAUGGGCGACGCGCGCGAAGGCCUGCUGCCCUGCACCACCAGCCGCCAGCCGGAGGUCCUGCACUUCGUCAACAUCAACAAGUACCGCGUGAAGUACGGCCCGCCCGGCAAGGCGCCGUAGCCCGGCGGGGGACGACCGGGGAGGGAGGGAGGGAGGAUCGACGUGUCCGAAGUUGAAGCAGGUUCGGGGGCCGAGGGCUUAUUAAUGUGUUUUUAAGGUCGACGUGGGAGCACAAUUAAGCUAGCUGCCGUGUACGUUGCACCCGGGGCGGCAGGAUUACUGAUUUUACCAGCGUUUUUAGCUGGGCCCAAUUGUUUCUGCAGGGCCUUUGGUGCCAAAACAUAGGAAUGGUCACUACCUAGUCGCAGGCCGGAGCUCGUACCAGCACUCUGAGCCCCCCCCCCCCCCCCCGAGCGAAUUAAACGGCGUCAGAGAUAGCUUUUUUUUUUUUUUUUUUUUUUUGUACUUUAAUCACAACCGAGCUUCGGUUUUGAUUUCUUUUUGAGGGACAGAUUUUGUCGGAGUACGGAGUCCCCCAUCGAGGUGAAACAAUCACACGGGGAUUUCUUUCAUGUUCUUCUACAGUAUCCGUGGAAAACAAUAUGGUGGACAAGUGCACUUAUUUAGAAAGAGGGUUUGGAGGGAUCCGGAUUCCCCCCCCCCCCCCCCCCCCCCCCCCAAAUGGAAGGUUUGGACGGGAGCACAACACAGUGAUGUGGUUCUGACGUUCCUUGCGUUACGGCCAAAAUCACGAUUUAUGUUGGUAUCACACGGCGGGACGGGGCUUACUCCUCCUCCUCCUCCGAAACACGCGGCAGCAUUAUUAGAGACCGCCUCAAACAGUGCUGUCGGCUUUACAUCAAACCGCACUGUUACAAAAGAUUAAAAAAAAAAAGAAUAAUAAUAAUAAUUGCCUCACAACACUGUUUGGUCUGUAAAGUUGUAUAGUUCCUGUAUGUCAGAUACUGACAUGUAUUCCAGUUUAUGUCCUGUGUGUGUAUAUAAAUAUAUAUAUAUCUAUAUAGAUAUAUAUAGUUCUAUUAACACAAAUGAUCCUCGCCGCCCUGGAUGUCAACCUUUUUAAAUGCCCUCUGCCAAAACACCAGCUUGUACGCACACACACACACACACACACACACACUCUCGCACACGCGCCUCGUUCUGGGAGGACGGUCCACAUGUCGCUCAUGUUGUAAAUACACUGUAUAUAGUCUCAGACUUUUUAUGACAGAUCUGUGUUGUUGUGCUAGUAAAACUUUCCAAGCUUACUGUGGACUUUAGUGACUGAUGGCUAAAGUUAGUAUGUACAUGAAAAAGACAAAUGCAAGACCAUUUAUUACAGUUUUUACCAAAGGGAGUUGAUUAUAAAAUAGCUGUUUUUUUUCACCCUUUGUGUGUUCCUUUAUGUAUUUACUUUUUAAUUUCUGUAGUAAAAAAAUGUGGAAAAGUAGAAAUGUAUCCAGGUCUUUCAGUUUUUAAACGAGAAAUAACGUUUUUUUUUCUCUUCUGAAUGUGAGAUUUGGCUGGUUUAAAAAAAAAGAAAGAAGGAACCUCCCCCCCCCCCUUCAACAACCGAGACCGUCCGUGAUGAUACGGGGAUUAUUUAAUCUGUCAUCACAUGAACAGACUGGAUAGAUUUCUGCUGCAAACAUGAACCCACAGCAUAUUUUUGAUAAUGGAAGAAGUCCCACGAGCAUGUCUUUAGUCCCUUUAUUUAGACAUUAUUUAAAGUAAUAAUAAAAUGAUAUUUGUAGCCUA
Pungitius pungitius (ninespine stickleback) is the source of this 5935-nucleotide messenger RNA. RefSeq names its product SIN3 transcription regulator family member Aa (gene sin3aa). Bases 266 to 4297 code for a protein of 1343 amino acids. The transcript is spliced from 21 exons. Gene Ontology annotation, biological process: negative regulation of transcription by RNA polymerase II. Gene Ontology annotation, molecular function: transcription corepressor activity. Lineage: Eukaryota; Metazoa; Chordata; Actinopteri; Perciformes; Gasterosteidae. The record is from RefSeq and is a predicted model, not a curated record. Gene Ontology annotation, cellular component: Sin3-type complex; chromatin.